Messenger RNA from Periconia digitata, 1659 nucleotides. The record is from the annotation of a GenBank genome assembly. NCBI's taxonomy places the organism in Eukaryota, Fungi, Ascomycota, Dothideomycetes, Pleosporales, Periconiaceae.
AUGUCGCUCUCCACCUACAAGGCCUUUCUCGCCUCGCUGUCGCCGAGCGCACUCGCCGAUGACGCCUCGCUGCACUAUGUCACAACUCUUACGACCCUGCAAGGUGCCACCGCGAUAAGCAAACACUAUGCUGUUCAGGACAAGCUGCUGAAGAGAAAGGGCGACAAGAUUCUGAGCGUGGUGGACGGCGGAAACUCGUUGUCUGUCGACGUCGAGACCACCCUGGAGUUCAUCCAUGGAGGUGGCGCCUAUCUUCCAGGUCUGGACGACAAUUUCGUGGCCGAUCGAGUGGUGACGUUUCAUAUGAUCCACAUUGUUCACUUCAACGAGCAAGGCAAGAUCCACCAAAUCCGUCUGUAUUGGGACCAGGGUUCUCUACUCAAGCAGAUCGAGGUCAUUGGCGCGCGCGCUCGCAAUUGGCCCAUUCGCGAUGGUAAAGAUCAGAUCCGCCUGGUCGCUUCGAGCGCCAAAAUCGUCCCCUCGGCCGACUCUUCCAAGGCAGGAGCUGCUCGAGGGGAAGACGAGGUUUCGGUGCGCUCGUCGCGCUCCCGCGGCUCCACCACUAACGCCAUGAACGAUCCGCACGCGAGCCUGCAGCUGUUCCAAGCUCGUGACGUAAACCGAGAGUCUUCCGAAUCGCGCCCUGCAGGACCGCGCACCCAAUCCAUGAAACCCCCGCCCCGCGAUUUGGGCGAGCUCUUCGUCGACGAGGCGUCUGCCGCGGCCGCCAAUCCAAAUGACUCUCCUGCGAAGCACGGCAUCCCCACCAAAUCAGGUGGCGGAAGGAAUUUCAAGAGCAACCGCUUGUUCGACGAGGCCGGAGAAGAAGAGACUGCACCGACUCCUAUGAGCAGCGUCAAGACCAACGCGAAGAAGUAUUCACACUUUGAGUUCGGCGAUGGUGAAGACACACCCAAAGUCAAAGAGGGCCAUCGCUCAUCGAGGUCGCAUCACCAGUCCAACUGGGAUUUCGAAGAUUUCAACACUCCCGCGAAAACUAAGACGAAGAUCUUGAGCCAGAACGUUCGUCACUUUGGUUGGAGCGAUGACGAGGUCAGUGCUCACUAUGAGCCUCAGUCGGUUGAGGAGGAGGGUUCCCCUAUCCGUCGACCUGUAGUCCACAAGGCGCGCCCCGACGCCGAUGCGCACUUUGACUUUGAAGACGAGGCUACGCCAGAGGGCCAGCGCAAGUUGGUUUCGAACAAGGGACGCAAUGCGAACAAGGGCAUGGGAUUGUACAAGGACCAUGUGCUGGGUUCUUCUGGCGAAGAGGAAGGUGCAAACCCAGGUGACAACAAGCGCGGCCACAACGACGUGACGACCCACGUCAGAAAUGAUAGUCGCAAGAAGGAUUUCGCACCCCACUUUGAAAUGGCAGACAACAGCCCCAGUCACGGCAAAACUGAUACUAAGGCUGCGGUCCCGGAGAUCAAGAAGAAGGCCAUCCAGACCAACUGGAAGCUGUAUGACGACACACCAGGAAACCGCGGGGGAAUCAAUGUUGCUGGCAACGGCAUGGGCGGUCGCAAGGGUACUGAGUUCAGCCUGUACGAAGAUGAACCCGAAGACAAAACGGAGAGUCGGCACAUCAAGUCGAUGGGUAACGGCAUGGGCGGUCGCAAAGGCACCAAAUCAGGCAACUUUGACUGGGACUUUUAG